Messenger RNA from Purpureocillium takamizusanense, 1062 nucleotides. RefSeq lists its product as uncharacterized. The transcript has a single exon. The coding region runs from base 1 to 1062 and encodes 353 amino acids. Lineage: Eukaryota; Fungi; Ascomycota; Sordariomycetes; Hypocreales; Ophiocordycipitaceae. The record is from RefSeq and is a predicted model, not a curated record.
AUGAUAUCCUGGCCAUUGGAGACGCCGGGCAGGGGCACGACGACGACGACGACGACGGACGAUGAUGGAGAUACGGCGCGCAAGACGAAGAGGAAGAGGUACGGCUUCGCACGAAACAAGCAGAAUAAAGGGGCGCCGAACAGCCCCCCGCCGAGUCCACCCCCGACGCCCCGACCGCCGCCGACGCCGCCUCGCACGCCGCCCCCUCCGCAACAACAGGACGGCACCGGCUCGGCACCGGCGCAGCGAGCGGAGAGGCCCGAGGCGGAGACGGGCUCGGAGGUGGUUGCGCUGCCACCACUGCUACUUAGCGUGAUGACGGCCAAGGUGCAGAGCCCGAGGCGCAAGCCGCUGCCCGUACCGCCGUCCAUCGCGCCGCCUCCAUGCUCCCGCUCGAGCAUCGCGACGACCGCCUUGUCCGUGUCGCCGUGCUCCCCGCGGUCCCCUCUGGACGUCGAUACGCCCCCGCUUCCGUCACCGUCGUGGUCGUUGCGGGCCUCGUCGUUUCCCCUGCCGCCGCCGCCGACUCCUCAGCCGACGAGGAGCAACUCCGCGAGGGUGGCUGCGGCAGCAGUGGCAGGAACAGCAGGAACAGCAGCAGCAGGAGGAGGAGGAGGAGGAGAAGGAGGGCAUGGGAAUAGAGCCAAGGGAAAAUGGGCAGGUAAGCACAGUCCUCGCCCAGACUCGACCACCCUGCCGCGCUCCCCGUCGUCGUGCCGCCACUCGUUCCCGCCGCGGAGCAGCUCCCUCGACCCGGAACGCUUCUACGCCCUGCUGCACCACCACCAUCAUCAUCGCCGCCCCCGCCUCCGCUGUCGACGCGACGAUACAGAUGCCCCGAGGCCAGCCGCCGAAUCGCAGACACAGACGCAGUCGCAGACGCACUACUGGCUCCCCGUCGAGGACGUCCUCGCCGGCCUCCCCGGGCGCCACCACCUACCCCCGGGCCACUGGGAGGCCAUGCUCGACCUGGCGCACGCGGUGAGGCUGGCCGACGCGCGCGACAGCGGGUACGACUGGGUGCAGCUCGUGACGGGCUGGUGCGAGGAGGACGGGGGGUGA